Dendroctonus ponderosae (mountain pine beetle) is the source of this 1763-nucleotide messenger RNA. Its product is annotated as major facilitator superfamily domain-containing protein 6. The transcript has 8 exons. The record is from RefSeq and is a predicted model, not a curated record. NCBI's taxonomy places the organism in Eukaryota, Metazoa, Arthropoda, Insecta, Coleoptera, Curculionidae. Gene Ontology annotation, molecular function: transmembrane transporter activity. Gene Ontology annotation, cellular component: membrane. The coding region runs from base 108 to 1706 and encodes 532 amino acids.
UUGCUUGUGUGACUGGAGGAUUCAGUCGAGUUCUUUAGAAAAUGUCUUCAUUUAUCUUAUAGUUAGUUAUAAUUUAACAUUGGCCAAGGAAUCCUUUGCGAGCAAAAAUGAAGAUUAAUAGGUAUUUGCUGCCUAUUAAGGCUCACUACUUCUUUUUCAUGGCAGCAAUGGGUCCUAUUCUACCCCAACUGCCCGUCUAUGGGAAAGAAAUGGGCAUAUCAACAGUAGUUAUGGGAACUGUUACAGGAAUUCUGCCCAUAUCGUUCCUCAUCGCUAAACCCCUGUUUGGUCUACUCGUUGACUUCUACCGAAAUUAUAGGAAAACCAUUUUUAUGCUGAUUAUUUUCACGAUGGCAUUGUCUUUUACUGGUAUAGCGUUCAUACCGGUGCCCAAAGUCAUUAGUCACACUAUAUUGGAAGGUCCAGUACAAGAGUAUUACUUGGAUACAUGUAAAUUGAUAGAUUUCGAACAGAUUAACUGCCUUAAUCACACCAAAAGUGUACAAUGCUACUCGGACUGUUUUGAACAUGCAGAUCAAUUUUUCCUAACAUCUUGUAGCACCGAGGGUUAUCUAAACUCCACUGAAACAUCGGUUAUGAAGCUUUGUUCAUCUGAAAAUAAUUCAUAUUCGUUAUGGAUCGGCAACAGUAGUUGUCACAUUAGAUGCAUGGAAAAUGUUGAAUAUGAGGACACUAAAGUGUACCAAUCCAUCACAUUUUGGAGCUUCUUAAUACUCAUGUCUAUAGGAACUAUUGGAUUCAAUGUGUCUAAUUCGAUUAGCGAUGCCAUUUGCUUUGAUGUAAUUGGUGAAGAGUAUGACUAUGGGAAGCAAAGAGUAUGGGGUACCAUAGGAUUUGGGAUUACGGCCCUUCUUUCCGGUUAUAUAGUAAAUCUCUUUUCCGGGCAAAUAAUUUCCUAUAUUCCAGCCAUUAUAGUGAUGGCAGUUUUUUCAAUUUGUGAUUUGUUGUGCUGUAUUAAAUUAAAGCUCCCAAUUAUGGAAGUUCCACAUAACAUUAUUUCCGAACUAAGGAUUCUAAUGAAUAAUCGUCAUGUGGUUACUUUUAUGGUAUUCACUGUCUUGGUUGGAGUUCUCGACGGAUUUAUCAUUUAUUUCUUAUUUUGGUAUGUUGAGGAUCUUGCAGCUGCAACAAACACCGGCAAUAUAAAGCUGCUAGAAGGACUAAUCGUUGCUGCUGAGACUUUGGGAGGAGAAGUUGUCUUUUUCUCUAUAUCAGGCAAAAUUCUGGAAAGGUUCGGCCAUGUGCACUCUUUCAGUAUGUGUUUUGUAAAUUAUGCUCUACGACUCGCUCUAAUCUCUCUGGCUCCAAAUCCUUGGUGGGUUUUGCCGAUUGAGUUAUGCUUCCAAGGCCCAACUUAUGCUCUAACUUACACCACGGUAGUUGCCUACGCCAAUGAACUGGCCCCACCUGGGGCUUCUGCCACUAUGCAGGGAAUUGCUGCUGGAAUGGAUGACGGAAUUGGUUACGCAAUUGGUAGCAUAACCGGAGGAAUCCUAUACAAAUACAUUGGCGGAAAAAGCGCUUUGCAAGUGUUUAGCUCACUCGGGGUGUUUUGCAGUGUUAUACAUUUAGUGCUGCAUAAAACCUACUUAAAAGGGCACGAAGCCCCAGUGAUCCUCAACGGUAAUAAUGAAGUUGUCUAUAAACCGCCCAAAGAAGCCGUUGAAAUUACUAGAAGUACUUAAAUCUGGAAUUGGUAGAAAGAGAUUGAUUAAAUGAUACACCUUAGUUUAUUAAAGCUC